UGCGUUUCACGUGCGAAGAACAUUCGUCUACCUUGGUUGACAAGUAAGCUCUGGUUUUCAAAACCCUAAUCCAUCACAAUCGAUCUCACACCAAUGGCGUUGCAAUGGAUGAUUCUGACGUACGUCGUUGCGGCCGAAGCUGCCAUAGCCUUCUUGCUCACUCUGCCGUCCCCAAAAGCGUUGAAAUCUACUCUCGUUUCUCUAAUUUCACUCAUCUUGCAGCCAUCGAUGUUCAUCGUCCCCUUUGCUGGCUUUCAGCUUCUAGAUAUCUACUGGAAGAAUGAGCAUAGGUUGAUGUGCUCUGGUGAGACGUGUACUGCUGCUGAACGAGAUCGAUACGAGAAAUCGAUAUUCAAGGCUCAGAGGAAUGUGAUUCUGUGUUUUUCAGCAUGUCUUCUCUACUGGUGUAUCUAUCGUGUUUGCAAGUACCACAAGGAGAUUCAGAGUAUGGAGGAAGUCGAAAAGAGGUACAAGGAAGAGUAGAUAUAAUUUUCUUUUGUAUUGUCGCUACUAUGUUCGUAUGUCAUUUCUAGCCCCAGAGACGGUUUAUUGUACCUAAAAUCCUGAAUAUCUACGUGAUCCUGUAAUAAAAAAGAGGUUAUUAAUAUCUACCCUUAUUCUAGUUUA
Messenger RNA from Helianthus annuus (common sunflower), 627 nucleotides. RefSeq lists its product as uncharacterized. Gene Ontology annotation, cellular component: endoplasmic reticulum membrane; endoplasmic reticulum. Lineage: Eukaryota; Viridiplantae; Streptophyta; Magnoliopsida; Asterales; Asteraceae. Gene Ontology annotation, biological process: intracellular protein transport; endoplasmic reticulum to Golgi vesicle-mediated transport. The transcript has 4 exons. The record is from RefSeq and is a predicted model, not a curated record. The coding region runs from base 94 to 483 and encodes 129 amino acids.